AUGAAUAUUCCAUAUAUAACAUCGAUUCAAUUAUUUCGUUUACGCCAUCUUUAUAUAGCCGCUGGUUCUGCGGCAUUUUUUGGCUUCAUAUUUGGUUUCGAGGGUGGAAUUACAACAAAUGCUUCAUUUUACCUGCAACAUAAUGAAGCUAUGCAACCUAUUGAUCAAACAUUUCUUUAUAUUCUAAUGAUUACCGCACCUGGAGCAGCAAUAAUCGCUGCCUUAUUAGCUGCACCAAUAAGCGAUCAAUUUGGUCGUAAAAGGGCUAUUUUAAGUGGAAUUAUAUGUGAUAUAAUUGGGGCAUUAUUGUGUUCACUUUCCAUAAAUAAAACAAUGCUUAUUAUUGGACGAAUUAUAAUUGGUUUUGCAUUAGGUUUUGGUUCAAGUACCGUACCGGUAUAUAUCAGUGAAAUAUCAUCACCUAAUUAUCGUGGUUAUCUUCUUACAUCAUUUCAAAUGUUUAUUACAUUUGGAUUAGCAUCAGCAAAUAUUGUUGCAAGUAUGUUAUCUUAUAUAGAACCUAUUUAUAUUGGCUGGCGUUUAAUGUUUAGUUUCACAAUUAUUCCAACUUUAAUCCAAUUUGUCAUCGUCUUAUUCAUGCCCGAAAGUCCACGAUGGCUAUGUGCUAAUGAUCGACAAGAAGAAGGCAUUAAAGUAACACAAUGGCUUUAUCAAAAUGAUAAAAACCUUCAGCAAAAAGAAAUUGAUUGCUUGAAUAUUUACAUUGGUUAUAAACAAAGGCUUAGAGAAAUGUUAAAAGGUGGAUGGCGUAUAAUGCAUAUUACCCGUGAUAUACAUGCAUUGCAGCAAAUUGCACUUGGUUGCAUGCUGCAAAUAUUUCAACAAUUAUCAGCUAUAAAUGCUAUCAUUCAUCAUUCGUCAACAAUCAUUAGAUCAGCUGGUGUUAAAGAAGUGGAAUCAGUUAUUUGGCUUUCAAGUCUUAUUUUGGUAAUAAAUUUCUUGAGUACCAUAAUUCCAAUGUUAAUCAUUGAACGUUUCGGUCGACGAAAAGUAUUGCUUAGUUCAGUAGCAGGUGUAAUUUUUGCACUUGUCUUUAUGGGAGUUUCAUUCGGAUACGCUAGCUGCGAUUCCGUAUUUGCUGUAUCGUUGAACGAAACGUUUCAAGAUGAUAUUCCAGAUUUCGUUCCAUACUUCAAACAUUGUGCCCAGUUUAAAAAUUGUAAUUCAUGCACCAAUGAUAACCAUUGUGGUUUUUGCAUGCCAAAGAAUUCUCCAACUUAUGGUUAUUGUUUACCGAUCGAUCAAAAGGCCAGUAUAACUGAAUCAAAAUCUUUAAUAGGCCCAUGUUCUUUCACAAAUUGUUCAAUAGGGUAUGAUUGGAUGGAUGAUUACUGCUCCACCGGCUAUAUCAUUCUACUUCUGGUUCCACUCGUAACUUUCAUCAUAUUCUUUGCUUGUGGUUAUGCACCAUCUUCAUGGGUUAUUAAUGCCGAAAUUUAUCCCAUGUGGGCACGAAGUAUUUGUGUAAGCAUUGCUGCAUCAUGCAAUUGGUUCUUUGAUAUCAUCGCUUCAAUAUCUUUCAUCUUACUAAUCCGUAAUGUUGGAAGAGACUCAGCUUUCUUCAUAUAUGCGGCACUUACAAUGAUUGCAUUUGUGUUCUUUUUCAUUUUUUUAUCCGAAACGAAAGGAACAAGUUUGGAGGAUUUGGAAAAGACGGAUAAAGUUAAUCAAAAAUGUAUAACACUCGCAUCUUUUACAAAAUGUUCUAAUCCUUUAUUUCAGUCACAAAAAUGUGAACAAAUGCAAGCAUUCGAAUAA
Molecule: messenger RNA, 1779 nt
Organism: Cercopithifilaria johnstoni
Lineage: Eukaryota; Metazoa; Nematoda; Chromadorea; Rhabditida; Onchocercidae
Source: the annotation of a GenBank genome assembly